Molecule: messenger RNA, 534 nt
Organism: Aspergillus caelatus
Lineage: Eukaryota; Fungi; Ascomycota; Eurotiomycetes; Eurotiales; Aspergillaceae
Exons: 1
Coding region: 85-300 (71 amino acids)
Source: RefSeq, a predicted model, not a curated record
AGGUCUAGAUGCUACGAGCAUAUUGCCGGUCCUGACUGCCAAAAUACUCGGGGAUACCUGGGGAGGAAUAUCUCCACUGAAGAAAUGAGAGGCUGCCAUACGGUUCAGUGUAUUCUUGCAAAGCGACAGGAGUGGGAGCCUCGACCGGAUGAUCUCGCCUUCGAACGGGAAAGUCGAUAUCAUCUCACAGGCGUCGCAGAGAUCAUGUCUUCAUCUGGAGAUGGGUUGAAAUUUGCUCCGGUCCGACACGGCGUCGAUAAUAUUCGAGCGGAAACUGAAUUUCUGCUAGAAACGGUAUGAUACCCACUUAUUGUUAACCUUGCCCCAGUAGAAUACGGAUUACUUACUUGAAAAUAGUCCCAGGAGGAACUAAACGAGAUCGGGCUACCGUUUCAUCCAGCGUGCUUUGAACUGUUUAUUCAGGCAAGCAAGCAGUGUCUCGGAGAGGUUGAUAUAGACACGUUGGUCCGGAUUCGUGACAGAGCAUGUCUGAAAAGCCAGCCCUUUCCAAUCGAAGACCAUGAACAUGUCAAA